AUGUCGCUGUCGGAUCUGUACCAUAUAAAGCGCGCAAUUCGUCGCGAUGCGAGUAUUGGGUACCAGCCUACCGAACUGUCUGAGCAAGGCCCUACACGUCUUUGUGCGAUUUGCUUGACGAACAAGGCCGCGUAUACCUGCCCUACAUGCAAUGCGCCCUACUGUUCUCUGGCUUGUUUCCGAGCGACUUCGCAUGCUUGUUCGCCUGAAUUUUCGGUGCGAUCCGCUCGGGAGAAUGUGAGCAAAGAGGAUGCGUCUGUCGAUGAGGCGGAGCGCCAAAAGGCACUCGACAUCUUGUGGCGUCUGCAGACAGGAGAAGGUGUCGACGACGAUGUCUCCGAUACCGAGGACAUAUCGGAUUUGGAUGCCCAGCCUCCGCGCGAAGCUACAUUGGACGACUAUACCCCUGAGCAACUCCUUGGCCUGCUUACGUUGCGUGAGCGUGAGCAGUUCACUUCGCUCCUACGUGAACCGACCAAAGCAGCUGCCAUGUACUUCACCGAAGGAGAGCAGCCUUCGCAGCUUUGGUGGCAACGGCCUACUAUGCAUACGCCAUGGCUGCCUUCGCAGGCGUCGAUGUACACGACCUGCCUUCAGCACAUGUCUCGCACCUACGCUACCAAGCUGGAUUUGCGCUUCAACAUGGCUCUCUUGCUCUUGGCGUAUACCUAUAUUCUUCGGCACUUGCACAUUUCCAGCCUGGCCGAAUGCUUGCCAAGGGAUGGCGUCACGACCUGGCACGAUGACGAAGGCCCACCGCCGUUGGAAGAAGACACGCCAGACGUCCAUCGGCUUCUUCCCAUGGCCCCUACAUCGACAGAGGGCCCAGAGGUGGCUACAGUGGUCUCCCUUUUCGAGUCGUUAGCGCCCUGCUUGUUUCCAGCGACAGAGAAAGAGCGUCGACUAUGCUUGGCCUCCGCCGAGGAGGCAGGCCUGUACUUUGCGCAGCUAGUGCAGCGAGUCGACGCCACGACGUACUAUACCUCGCCGUUGCUGCUUAGUUUAUGGGACGAUCUUGUACCGCUGUUCGCACCGCAUCGUGUCCAAGAGACCAUGUCGACGCCCACGCAUGCUCACAUGCCUGUGGUCUGGGCCGCCGUCAUCACGACGUCUACAUAA
Messenger RNA from Malassezia pachydermatis, 1119 nucleotides. RefSeq lists its product as hypothetical. The coding region runs from base 1 to 1119 and encodes 372 amino acids. Lineage: Eukaryota; Fungi; Basidiomycota; Malasseziomycetes; Malasseziales; Malasseziaceae. The record is from RefSeq and is a predicted model, not a curated record. The transcript is spliced from 3 exons.